CCAUGAAGGUUGAGCUGUGCAGUUUCAGUAGGUACAAGAUUUACCCUGGCCAUGGGAGGCGCUGCGCCAGGACCGACAGGAAGGUUUUCCAAUUUCUUAAUGCAAAAUACGAGUCAGCAUUCCUUUCCAAGAGGAAUCCUCAACAGAUAAACUGGACUGUUCUCCACAGAAGAAAGCACAAAAAGGGAUAGUUGGGGUCCCAAGAUGGCAGCCACCAUGAGGAAGGCGGUUGCAGAAGAUGUCAACGUUACUUUUGAAGAUCAACAAAAGAUCAACAAAUUUGCACAGAAUACAAGUAGAAUCACAGCGCUGAAAGAGGAAAUAGAAGUAAAAAAGAAACAACUGCAGAACCUAGAAGACACCUGCGAGGACAUCAUGCUUACGGAUGACAACUGCUUAAUGAUCCCCUACCAGAUCGGGGACAUUUUCAUCAGCCAUUCUCAAGAAGAAACACAGGAGAUGUUGGAAGAAGCAAAGAAAAAUUUGCAAGAAGAAAUUGACGCCCUAGAAGCCAGAGUGGAAUCCAUUCAGCGGGUGUUAGCAGAUUUGAAAGUCCAGUUAUAUGUGAAAUUCGGAAGCAACAUAAACCUCGAAGCUGACAACAGUUAA
Messenger RNA from Suricata suricatta (meerkat), 609 nucleotides. Its product is annotated as prefoldin subunit 4. Lineage: Eukaryota; Metazoa; Chordata; Mammalia; Carnivora; Herpestidae. The record is from RefSeq and is a predicted model, not a curated record. Gene Ontology annotation, cellular component: prefoldin complex; cytoplasm. The transcript has a single exon. The coding region runs from base 205 to 609 and encodes 134 amino acids. Gene Ontology annotation, biological process: protein folding.